AUGGAUGUUCAUAAAAAGAUUCUAGAAAAGAAUGGAAGAUUAGAUAAAUAAUAUGCUUAAUAAGAUUAGGGGGAAGUAAGAUAAGAGGAAUAAAUGAAAAAUAAUAAAAAUGUAGAUUAUUAAGAAUAUAAUGCUUCAUAUAAUAAUAUUAGAUGUACAUCGAAUGUAUUUCCACAUUCAAAAUAAACAUAUAUAGAUGCGAAGAUCCCAUUUGGUGUGAUGAUUUAACCUUAUGGAUAAUCAGUAUAGGAUGGAUUUAUAUCAGUGAAUACUGGAGGAUAUCCUAUAAUUAGAUGUGCAAAUUGUAGGGCUUAUUUGAAUCCUUUUAUGAAAUUUCUAGAUGGUUAUGAUUAUUUAAGAUGUAAUCUUUGUAGUUUGAUAACAGAGAUUCGAUUCAAUACUAUAACAAAAGACAAUAUAAUCGAUAGAAUUGAAUUAAGAAUGGGAUCAUAUGAUAUUAAAGCUGGAUAAGAAUAUUAAGUUAGACCACCUAUGGCUCCAGCAUAUUUUUUUAUGAUUGAUGUUUCAACCAAAAGUGAAGCACUUUUAGGUAUUAUAGGAUAAGUGAUGAAUGAAUUAAUAAUAAGUGAUUAAUUUAAUGAAAGAACUUUAUUUGGUUUUUUAACAUUUGAUUCUUAGAUUCAUUUAUACAAUUUUAAUUAAAAACUAAAAUAAGUUUAGAUGUAUGUCUUAACAGAUGAUAAUGAAUUACCUAUACCUGGAGAAUAUCUAUUUAAUUUAUAAGACUCUAAAGAUAUUAUUGUUGCAUUUUUGAAUUCUUUAAAUCAUUUAUUUCCUAAACCUUAACUAAGAAGUAAUAAGUUUAUAGAGGCAUUGAAAAUUACUUAAAAAUUAAUUUAAGAUAAUGGAGCUAAAUUAAUCAUUUUAUUAUCUUCACCAAUUAAAGAAUUAAGUAUCAUAGAAAAUAGUAAGUAAACAUAAUAAUAAUAUUUACAUAAAAGUAAAUCCAUUUUAACAUAAUAAACUGAAACUAUGUAUUUUUAAUAUAUUUGUCCUUCUAUUUUUGUUGUUCCUGCUGGUUUCAUGAAUUUAUAUACAAUUAAUUAAUUAGCUACUUAUUUAAAUGGAGAUUUAUUUUAUUAUGAUGACCCUACAGUUUAUAGUAAGAAGAUUUUACUAAUAUAUUUAAGCUACAAGAUUUAAGAAUGAUCUUAAAGAAAUAUUGAGUAGAGAUUACGCUUGGGAAUCAGUAUUUAGAAUAAGAACUUCAAUAGGAUGGAAAGUAAAACAUGUUUAUGGCAAUUAUGUUGUAAAAACAUCAGAUUUAUUGAAUCUAACUAAUUGUGAUGAGUAAAAUUCCUUAUUAAUUAUUGAUAGCUAAAAGACAUUAAUAUAUGAAUUAGAAUUAACAGAACCAAAUCUAUAAUAUGAUCAUCUUUUUAUAUAAACUGCCUUGUUAUAUACAUCAUCAAAAAGUGAAAGAAGAAUUAGAGUUCAUAAUUUAUGCAUUCCUUUGAGUAAUUCUGUCAAAACCAUAUAUUAAAACAUUGAUUAAUGUACUUUAGCUAUGACAAUCUUUAAAAUGGCCUUAUUUCAAAUGAAUUCAGUCAAAGAUUUGAUACCUGUUAAGGAAUUCAUUAUUUCUACUGUAAGAUCAAUAUUUUAUAAUUGUAAAUCAUACAAUGUAAGUUUGGAUUAAAUGCAUGCAUACACAUUAGGAAUAAUGAAAUCAAAUAUACUCAAUUAUUCAUAUGAUUAAUAAAGUAUAUUAACUGAUUAUGUUAAUUACUUUCGAAUAAUCUUUUAAUAUUUACACUAUGAUGAAUUAGUUACAUAUUUGAUACCUUAAUUAUAUAAUGUAACUAAUUUACAGCAAAAUGAAUGUGUUUAUGAUGAUGAGGGUUAAUUUGUAUAUCCAUAAUAAUUGUCUUUGGUGUAGGAAGAAUUAUAAAAUGGAGGUCUCUAUUUAAUGGAUUGUGGAUAUUGCUUAAUUUUAUAUAUAUCCAAGUAAAACUAUGUGUUAUUUAGAUUACAUGAUCCCAUUUAAUUAACAGCUCUAUUCCAUUCAGAAUAUAAUACUAAACACUUAUUUGAAGAUGAUCUAUAAGCAAACAAUUCUAUAUGGACUCUUGUAAACUAAUUAAGAUAGUAUGUUUCAUUCAUUAUUUCUAGUAUCAAAUUUACUAAAUAUGUUCCAUUAUAUAUUGUUAAAGAAGGUUGCAAAACAUUAUGGGAAGAUGUAUUUUUUUAAAAUUUGAUUUAUGAUGAUUUAAAUCGUUCAUAUAGGAUGAAUUACAAUAGAUUUGUCUAAUAUAUUGGUUGA
Molecule: messenger RNA, 2284 nt
Organism: Paramecium sonneborni
Lineage: Eukaryota; Ciliophora; Oligohymenophorea; Peniculida; Parameciidae
Source: the annotation of a GenBank genome assembly